AUGAUGAGAAUAGCGAUCGCUGGAGGCUCCGGCCUCGGAUAUCUCCUGGCCAAAGAACUCUCUGAGGCUGCAAACGCCUACAACGUUGUUGUGUUAUCAAGAUUCGAUCGGUCUGAUUACUAUGCGUCACUCGAUGUCCAAGUCAUGCAAGUCAACUACGACGACUUCUCGAGCCUAGCAUACGCCCUACACGGGGUCAACCUCGUCAUAUCCAUCGUGAAUGGAAACGAACAACUCAACUUGAUUAACGCUGCUGCCCAGAGCGGCGUGCAAUACUUUGUACCUCGCGAGUUCGAGGGAUCCAUCGAGAAGCGGCCGGGAGACCCUGAUCCCCUUGACCCAACAUCAACUUCAUCACAAGCAAGACAACUGUUGCGGAGGUGGGCUAGAUCGUCAUCCAUGAAAUGGACUGUCUUCUCUUGUGGAAUCUUCAUGGAAAGAUUCCUGCCUCAGGGUCUCGGGAGCCUUACGAUCGGAUAUGGUGCCAACCUGGCUGACCCGGGUUCCUACCUGCUCGACGUCAACAGUUACACAGCUGAGUAUGUGGAAAAGAAUGCCCAGGGUCGUUCUGUCCGCGUCUGCAUGACUUCUGUCUAUGAUGUCGCCCGGUUUGUCGUCGCAGCGAUCGAUCUCGGGCCUGCGAACUGGCCUCGUGAGCUCACGAUGCGUGGUGAUCGGGUGACACUUCGAGAUGUUGUUGGCCAGUGUGGAAGACAACUGAAUGCUGCUUUCCAGCUUUCCCAGUGGCAGCUUGCCGAUCUACCACAGCUGACAAACAUGUCCUACGAGCAAGGUGACUUUGCAAGAGUUUCCUUCUAUCAGCAGCUCCAAGCAACAGUCGAAGGACGAUACGACUUUGGACAGACCUCGCUGAAUGACAUGGUUGAUGCCAGCCCGUCCGUUGACGUUCAACCAAUGAGGUUCCGUGACUGGUUGGCCGCGUACUUCCCUGGGUCCGCCUAG
Messenger RNA from Fusarium vanettenii 77-13-4, 963 nucleotides. RefSeq lists its product as uncharacterized. The transcript is spliced from 3 exons. Bases 1 to 963 code for a protein of 320 amino acids. Lineage: Eukaryota; Fungi; Ascomycota; Sordariomycetes; Hypocreales; Nectriaceae. The record is from RefSeq and is a predicted model, not a curated record.